AUGGUCAAAGUAGAGAUUGCAGAAGAGGUGGAAGGAGAUCGCUUCGAAACUACCGAUUACUACUUCGAGAGAAUCGGCGUACCUAUCUCUAUCAAAGAGGAUGACGCUCACUACGAUCUCGAAAACCCUCCCUCACAGUCUCUCGCUAUCUCCGAACGCCGCCGCCUCGUUUUUCUACCACAUUCCUCCGGGUUUUUUGUUGGAAGGACCAAGGAUGUAAUUUCUGCUGCCAAGGAUAGUAACGGGAAAGGUAGUAAGGUUUACAUCCAGGAUUUGAGCCUCGUUGAUGUUCCUGUUGGGGACGUUCGUAUAUUGUCUCUCUCAGCGGAUGAUUCUAUUCUCGCUGUCUCCGUCGCUGCUGAUAUUCAUUUCUUCUCUGUCGAUUCACUUCUUCAGAAGGAUGCAACACCUUCUUUUACAUAUUCACCUGAUGAGUCGGGCUUUGUUAAGGAUUUUCGGUGGACAACGAAAGAUAAACAUUCUUAUCUUGUUCUUUCAAACCAUGGGAAGCUCUUUCAUGGAAUUGAUAAUGCUCCCCCUAAACAUGUUAUGGAUGGUGUUGACGCUGUUGAAUGGAGUUCAAAAGGGAGUUAUAUUGCUGUGGCUCAAGAUAAUAGCCUGCGGAUUCUGUCGUCAAAGUUUAACGAGAAGCGGUGCAUAGCACUAUCGUUUGACAACUGGAUUGGUGAUUCUACUGAAAACUGUGUUGUGAAAGUUGAUUCUAUCAGAUGGGUACGCCAGAACUGUAUUCUUCUCGGAUGCUUUCUGCUGAUUGACGGCAUGGAAGAAAAUUACCUUGUUCAGGUUAUCAGGAGUCCAGACGGGAAGAUUACUGAUAGUCAGUCCAAUCUGGUUGCUUUGUCCUUCUCUGAUUUGUUUCCAUGUUCGAUGGAUGAUCUUGUUCCGGUUGGUGUUGGACCUCACUUGCUCUUUAGCUACAUAGACCAAUGCAAACUGGCGAUCACAGCAAACAGGAAGAGCAUAGAUGAGCAUGUUGUUUUGCUUAAUUGGUCACCCAGUGAUGAUCAAAGUGCAGUAACUGUUGUUGAUAUUGAUCGAGAGACCUACUUACCAAGGAUUGGACUCCAAGAAAAUGGAGAUGACAAUACGAUCAUGGGUCUCUGUACCGAUACGGUUUCUGUUGAGGGGAGCGUUAAAGUCGGUACUGGAGAUGAUGAUAUGAAAGAACUCUCGCCAUAUUGUGUUCUUCUGUGCCUCACUUUGGAAGGAAAGCUGGUCAUGUAUAAUGUUGCUAGUGUUGCAGGGCUCCCAACUACAUCUGAUUUUGAUUUGGUCUCCUCUUCUGAUAUUGAAGAUGCUUAUGCCCCUUCAACUGGAGAUGAUCUUUCUAAUCAGUCUUCUGAAGAGCCUGAACCACAAUGGAAGUUGAAUGCUUCGAUACAAAAUGAGAAGAGAAGCCUGACCUCGGAGAAUUCAGUUUCUUUGUUACCUACCGAACAAAGGUUCCCAAAUGAAGAAAAUUCCAGAAAGGAAAUCGAGUCUUUUAAAACUUCAGUGUCUGGGGACAUCAACGGGAAACAAGCACCCUAUGCUGAAAAAUCAUUACAAGCUGCAGAUGCUCAACAAAGCAUGGUUCCUAGGCAGUUCGGAACAAGUUUUGGGAAACCUCUUUUGUCCUCAGGAUAUGACACCAACAAAUUUGCAGAAUCUAGUUCUAUCCUCCCUGUUUCUGAUAAGCUUCAAAAAGAGAAAUCUGAGCAGUCUAGUUCUCUGCAUUUUCCGUCCAGUUUUAGUUCAAAGAGCACAGCAGCAUCAUUUUCAUUUCCUGGGAUGCAAAACGCUUUUGUUCCGUCACCAGAAAAUACACCACCUCAGCCAUGGUCAAGUGGGAAAGGCGUCUCAGCUCCAGGUUUUCUCUCUGGUCCUUUUCCUUCUGUGAAAGAUACUCAGCAUAAGCAAUCUGAACAGACUGGAUCUGAUUAUGUGAAUCCUCCUACAACCUUCAAAGAGAAGCCUGUACAAGUUAUUGAGUCUGCCAGAGCAUCAGCUUUGGGAAAUAUAACUCCUCCGCAAGGCCAAAAUCAGGACUCUGAUGAAGGGGUAGAAAAAAUCGAGCCAAUUCCGUCUAUCCGUGCCUCUCAAUUGUCACUACAAGUGAAAUCUUCCUUCGAAAAAUCCUCAGGUCAUCAGCAGCACAAAUCUCCGCUCAAUCCUGGACCUCUGAUAAGUACACUAUUCGCACAUCUGAUAUUUGGUUUUGGCAAAAAAAGACAUACAUUGAUGGUAUGUAUAAGCAAACUUCUGAUAACCAGUACUGGCAACUUUGGAACCGCCAGAGUCGCCUCGACUGUGUUUGACCAGACAGAAAAGAAUGCUGGAGAAAUUAAAUUUUCAGAAGGCAAGGCAAACGUGUUUCUUGAUACAGCUGCUGAAUCAAGCCAAGCUUCAUCUUCACGUUUGUCUAGAACGUCGCUUAAUUCCGCUUCCACCUUAUCUACACCAUCUGCUCCUUCAGUGUCAUCCUCUACAAAAGAUUCAGUUCCAGCAACUACUCCCAUCAGCUUGGCACCAGCUCCUCAAAAGUUUUCAGUCACAUGGACAUCUACAGUUUCAGCUACAAGUUUCAACGUUCCAUUUGGUAAAUCGUUGACCAGUGCCAAUUUAGAUCUCAAUCAAGCGGCUACGUCAACACCUUCGCAACCACCUGGCCCCACAGCUGGUUUCUCUUUUAGGUUACCAGCUUUGUCUCCAUCAUCCCCUGAAAUUGCCUCAUCUUCAGCAGUUGCUUCGACCGCUCCUGACGCGUUUCAGUCUCCUCAAGCUUCCACCCCGUUUUCUACUGUGUCCAUUACAGAGCCAGUAGUCUCAGAACCUAAAAAGCCAGAGGCUCAAAGUUGA
Molecule: messenger RNA, 2859 nt
Organism: Microthlaspi erraticum
Lineage: Eukaryota; Viridiplantae; Streptophyta; Magnoliopsida; Brassicales; Brassicaceae
Source: the annotation of a GenBank genome assembly